Molecule: messenger RNA, 1638 nt
Organism: Penicillium pulvis
Lineage: Eukaryota; Fungi; Ascomycota; Eurotiomycetes; Eurotiales; Aspergillaceae
Product: cytochrome P450
Exons: 7
Coding region: 1-1638 (545 amino acids)
Molecular function (GO): monooxygenase activity; heme binding; iron ion binding
Source: RefSeq, a predicted model, not a curated record
AUGACUAGCCUUUCAUUCGCUUUGCUUCCUUUGUUAGCGGGGGUUGUCUUGCUACUCCUUAAGCUAGUCAAGGUUGGCUCUAGGCCUGCCGGAUACCCACCUGGGCCUCCAACGCUGCCUCUGCUGGGUAACUUGCAUCUUAUGCCAGUCUCUAAGCCGCACCUUCAAUUGCAAAAGUGGGCCAAGGAAUACGGGCCAAUCUAUUCGCUAGUUUUGGGCACCAAGACAAUGGUCGUGUUGUCCUCCGACACUGUUGUCAAGGAGGUGCUGGACAAGAGGAGCGGAAACUACUCAGACCGGCCAGACAUGUUUAUCGGACAGAGGAUUGCCAGUGGAAACCUCCGACUGGUCGUCAUGAGAUACGGCGACAACUGGCGUAUGAUUCACCGCAUGAUUCACAAUUUUCUCAACAUCAAGGCUGCCAUCACCUAUGUACCUUACCAAGAGCUAGAGAACAAAUUCCUCCUGGAAGGUCUUUUGGAUACCCCGGACGACCUACUCCGCCACGUCCGGAGAUUCACAUACUCUCUCUCCACCCAAAUGAUAUAUGGUUAUCGCUGCGUCAAUAACAAGGACCCGAAUCUCAUGCAGCUCUUUGAGAGUUUUGAAAAAUGGGGUGAGCUAUCAGGGAGUUCCAGCGCUCAAGUGGCGGAUCUCUAUCCAAUUUUGCAGAAGCUGCCGGAUUUCUUGGCCCCAAACGUUAGUUACGCUAAAAGCUUAUUCGCGGUCGAAAGAAAGAAUUAUGUCCACCACUGGAUGAAGUCAAAACAAGCGUUGGAUAGCGGCAAAGGCUUGCCUUGUUUCUGCAAUGACGUUUACAGAGCUCAAUCAAAGGAAGGCUUUGAUGACGAUGCGGCAGGCUACAUCAGUGGCUCACUACUGGAGGCAGGAUCGGAUACUACAUCGUCCACUUUGUAUGGUUUCAUUCAGGCCAUCCUCGUUUGGCCUGAGGUGCAACGCAAGGCUCAGGAAGAAAUCGAUCGCGUGGUCGGUCCUGAUCGUCUUCCAACAAUGGAAGAUUAUGAAAACCUACCGUACAUCCGCUGCUGUAUCAAGGAAAGCCUACGAUGGAUGCCUACGGUUAUUCUUGGCGUGCCGCAUGCUGCAUUGAAGGAUGACAAUUAUAUGGGCUAUACGAUUCCCCAGGGCGCUACAGUAGUGAACAAUGUCUGGGCUAUUCACAUGGAUCCUAACCGGUCUGACGAACCACGAGUUUUCAAGCCAGAACGGUUCACGGGCGAUAAUACUACCCUCUUUCAAUCUGCGAUGGGUGAUACGAAGAAACGUGACAACUUUGUUUUUGGAGCUGGCCGCCGCAUGUGCCAGGGUAUUCAUAUUGCCGAAAGAUCUCUCUUUUUGGGUAUUUCGCGCCUCAUUUGGGCAUUCAAUUUUUCCCCGGCCAAAGAUGAGCAGGGUCAGCUCUUUAACUACGAUGUGGAAGACCUUGUCGGGGGUAUCACGGUGCAGCCAAAUGAGUACCCGGUCCACAUCGAGCCUCGAUCUGCGGGUAAGGUAAAAAUUAUCAGAUCGAGCGUAGAGGAUUGCAAGAAGCUUCUGGAUCCACAAACCCUUCAGUGGAAGAGUGUGCCUGAGGGUAUGGCGUUCAGCACUUGGAUGCCAGAACACAUUGCGGCUUAA